This is a messenger RNA of Hyla sarda, 1650 nucleotides long. RefSeq names its product vomeronasal type-2 receptor 26-like. Gene Ontology annotation, biological process: G protein-coupled receptor signaling pathway. Gene Ontology annotation, molecular function: G protein-coupled receptor activity. The transcript has 5 exons. The record is from RefSeq and is a predicted model, not a curated record. The coding region runs from base 1 to 1650 and encodes 549 amino acids. Gene Ontology annotation, cellular component: membrane. Lineage: Eukaryota; Metazoa; Chordata; Amphibia; Anura; Hylidae.
AUGAGCGGAGAUGUUGUUAUAGGUGGGCUGUUUGAUAUACAUAUUUAUUAUAAAACUGAAGCUUUUAACUUUUCAAGUCCUCCGCAUCUUCAAGCUCGAAAGAUAAGCAUGCUCUUAGAAGACUUUUAUAAUUUCCUAAGUUUGGUGUUCGCAGUGGAUGAAAUUAAUCUUAACCCAAACAUUUUACCUAAUGUGACUCUGGGCUACAAUGUUUACGAUUCUUAUGUCGACCUCUUUAGAACUAUACAAGGGGCUGUUCGGAUCUACUCAGGAAAUACCAAACAAUAUCCAAAUUACAACUGUGAUAAGUAUGGCGUCCUCGCCGCUGUCAUUGAGGGAAUGGCAUCUAGCUUCUCUAUACAAUAUGCCAAUAUUUUUGGAAUCUAUAAAUACCCACAGUUAAAUAAAUAUAUCAAAAAAGUCAAUUUUACCAACCCAUUGGGACAGCACAUUUUCUUUAGUGAUGGGGAAAUCUCAGUUGGAUACGAUAUUUACAAUGUUAUUCACUAUCCAGAUUGGACCAUCAAUUCUCAAAGAGUUGGAAGUUUUGAUUCCCAUGCGCCACAAGGAAAACAAAUCAUUUUAAAUACAUCAGCCAUAGUUUGGGAAAAUAAAUUUACCAAUAUACCACGAUCCGUGUGCAGUGAUGUCUGCCAGCCUGGAACUCGGAAAUCUGUCCGGGAAGGACAGCUGGUAUGCUGCUAUGAUUGUCUUCCUUGCCCAGAAGGACAAAUAUCCAACAAGACAGAUGUGGAUGUGUGUAUCGAGUGCCCUGAGGACAAAUGGCCCAAUGAGCAGAAGAGAGUGUGUAUAGAAAAAGUUCUAGCAUUCUUGUCUUAUGAAGAUCCAAUUGGAGUUGUCUUGACUUUUAUAGCUAUUUUAUUCGCUUUGCUUUCUGCUGUAAUCCUUGUGAUAUUUAUUAGGAAUCGGCACACUCCAAUUGUCAAAGCCAACAAUCGGGACCUUAGCUACCUCAUUUUAGUAUCGCUCAUGCUUUCUUGCCUCUGUUGUCUUAUUUUCAUUGAACGUCCAGAAAGGAUAACCUGCUUUUUACGUCAAGCUAUUUUUGGGAUCACGUUUGCUAUCUCUGUAUCAUCACUUUUAGCUAAAACAUUGAUUGUGGUCAUAGCUUUUAAUGCCACCAAACCGGGGAAAAACUUAAGGAAGUGGGUGGGGGCCAAAGUCCCAAAAUAUAUUGUCUUUACUUCUUCAACCAUUCAGAUGUUUAUAUGUAUUAUAUGGGUAUUUGUAAUCCCUCCUAACAUCUAUUAUAAUAAACAGUCAGAAGUAUCACGAAUCAUAGUUGAGUGUGAUAAGACAUCAGCUUUUGCUUUCUACAUCAUAUUAGGUUAUCUGUGUAUUUUGGCUUCUGUUUGUUUUAUUGUUGCUUUUUUUGCACGGAAACUACCUGACACUUUUAACGAUGCUAAAUUAAUUACUUUUAGUAUGUUAGUUUUCUUUAGCGUUUGGGCUUUCUUCAUCCCAACAUAUCUCAGUGCUAAAGGAACGUCCACAGUGGCUGUUGAGGUAUUUGCCAUCUUGGCCUCUAGUUCUGGAAUGCUUUGUUCCAUAUUCGCUCCAAAGUGUUAUAUCAUUUUAGUAAAGCCACAGACAAAUAGAAGAAACUUUGUAUUGAAAGGAACUUUAUAA